UUUCUUUUAAAAAUUAAAAAAAAACCUUAUCCAUUUGAGUGUUUUCGUCAUCUAUAAAUUGAGCAAUAUCCAACGCAGGUGCAUCCUCCACGAUGUCGAUACCACGCGCAAUAGUACUGUUAGUAUUCGCCUUAUCGCCGUCAGCUCUGGCUAGCGCUGCCGACUGCACCAUAACCUUAUUCUCUCAAGUAGAGGACGUAAUUUCCAACUGCACUGACAUCGUUGUUAAAGACCUUACCGUCCCUGGCGGGGAGUCGUUGGAACUAGACCUGCAGACCGGUUCAACAUUAACCUUCGAGGGUAAAAUAUUAUUCGAGGUGUCCAACUGGGCGGGGCCGUUGGUGAGCAUCAAAGGCUCCCAGCUCAGGGUCCAAGGUGCGGCUGGUCACGUGCUCGACGGGCAAGGUAAACAAUAUUGGGACGGUCUGGGUGGUAGCGGUUCGGCGAAGCCCAGUUUCUUCUCCAUCAGUUACGUAGAGAACUCGACCUUCAGCGGCAUCAACAUCCUCAACUGCCCCAUCAAUUGCGUGUCCGUCGUCAGCUCCAACGACGUGGUGCUGGACGGCUUCACCGUCGACGUGUCUGAAGGUCGCGAGAAAGGAGUAAACACCGACGGUUUCGGCGUGACGUACUGCGUAGACGUCGUCAUUAAAAAUUCGAUCGUCAAGAACCAGGACGAUUGCGUCGUGGUUAAUCAGGGCUAUAACUACACCUUCCAAGACUUGGUCUGCGAGGGUGGUCACGGUUUGAGCUUCUCCGUUGGGUUCGGUAACAUUUCGAUCGGUCAAAACACGGUGCAAAACGUGACCUUCAAGGAUUGCACGGUCCUGAACUCUGCUAAUGGGAUUCACGUCAAGACCCACCCCAAUGCGGGACAGGGCUCAAUCACUGACGUUCUCUACUCCAACAUUACCCUCCAAGGUAUCAAUAACUUUGGCAUCAGCAUCGAGCAGAACUAUCCGGGACACGGCGAGGAACCCAGAGGCAACAUCCUCAUCAAAAACCUGGUAAUGGAGUCCGUUACCGGCAGCAUGGCCGGAAGCAACUCGAUUGCGGUGGAAAUAAUCUGCGGGUUGGGGGGAUGUGAGGAUUGGCAUUGGAACCACGUCGAUAUUACAGGGGCGAGCAACAAUGACAGUUGCAACUACGAACCCGAAGGAUAUGCCUGUUAGGGGGCAGGGACAAGGAAGAAAAUUGUUUUGUAGUCAUUUUCGUUUUAUAUUUAAUUGAAUCUGAGGGCAUAAAAAAUAGUAAUUGGGUUUUGAUCGAAACAAUGGAAGUUUUUUUAUGUGUCAAUUUAUAUACGAACCUAUCGCGUUGGUGGAGAUUUAAUGCGAAACGUACUAGUCACGAGGAAUCAUGAAUUUGCUUGUCCUGGUACUACUGUGCAGUUUUAACGGCAUACAGGUUGUCAGAAAUCUCGACGCACCGUUGCAGAUUUACGGGCAAUGUCGCACGAUGAUCGAUCGCCGCCCCGAACGUACGGCCGCAAGAAAACUGGCACGGGGACGUUUCGACUUUCCGACGGGGGUGGAGGCGGUGAAGCGGGCAAUCGAGAUCGAAAAGAUCUACGCCGAGCUGGGGAAGUUCCCACUGCGGAGGCACGUCGUCACUGGGCUCUACAACCCUUUCUACGCACUGACAGAGACUACUCCGGAGAUGGACUGGUUGAGAAAAGAAUCGUUUUUAUCGUUGGCCGAUUUCUUGCCCUUCAAUUUGUUGGAAUAUGGCUAUCCGUAUUAAUAAAGCCUUAA
Cylas formicarius (sweet potato weevil) is the source of this 1754-nucleotide messenger RNA. Its product is annotated as polygalacturonase-like. The record is from RefSeq and is a predicted model, not a curated record. Gene Ontology annotation, molecular function: polygalacturonase activity. NCBI's taxonomy places the organism in Eukaryota, Metazoa, Arthropoda, Insecta, Coleoptera, Brentidae. Gene Ontology annotation, cellular component: extracellular region. Bases 93 to 1172 code for a protein of 359 amino acids. Gene Ontology annotation, biological process: pectin catabolic process. The transcript has 4 exons.